AACAUCACGAACCAACACUUCCAACUUGUUGCACUUUCGCGCACCUCAGCUGUAGACGUUGAAAAGUUCCUUUGCUUCAGUCGCGCCGAAGAUUAAAAAAGACAUCACAAUGCUGAGCAAGAAGGUUGCUGUUGCCAUUGCCGUUGUUCUGGCCAUCAUCUGUUUGGCCGAAGCCAGGGAGGAAGGUCCUCACGACAUGGCUGAUGCUAUUCGUAUGCUACAGGAGCUGGAUCGCCUCUAUACCCAGGCUGCUAGACCAAGGAUUGACCGCCGCGACGUCGCGGACGCUGGCAGCAUGGACCCGCACUCGUUAGACCGCGCAGUGCGGCUUGUACAACUCUGGAAACUAGACAACAUGUACUCCUACAAAACUCGACCAAGAAUUGUACGCCGGAGCGCCGACAUCAUGGACCGAAACUCGUUAGAAUACAUGAGGGCUCUCGUGCAACUGCAACAACUAGACGACAUUUACUCCUACAAAAAAAGGCCAAGGUUCGGGAAACGCUCGGAUACUUACUCCAACUGGGCUAAGGACGUCGAAAAACCGGAUUUACCAGCUUGGCUAGCUUACGCCCGAAGGAGAUGAGAUGUUCACCAUUACGAUUCCUAAUUACAAUAUCAAUGUUUGUGAUUACUAUAACAUCGUAAUCGUCGUCCCGGUCAACCGUUUCAAUAUCAAUUUCAAUAGCUGGAUGUGUAAUCUUAAUCGUAGCUAUUAUAUCAGUUUUGUAACUUAAACUAUUAUUUGUGUGAUAUAAGUUAUUUUCUAAGUCAGUGACGUGAUCUAAGUCAUCAGUAUUAGUUUCGCCUUUAAGUCCUAUUAUGUUCCUAUAUUUAUUAAUAUUUCAAUUAACUGCUUUGGUGAUAGUUAAAUGGACUGUA
This is a messenger RNA of Amyelois transitella, 882 nucleotides long. It is a transcript of the gene NPF1, whose product is annotated as neuropeptide F. The coding region runs from base 110 to 586 and encodes 158 amino acids. The record is from RefSeq and is a predicted model, not a curated record. The transcript is spliced from 6 exons. Lineage: Eukaryota; Metazoa; Arthropoda; Insecta; Lepidoptera; Pyralidae.